Molecule: messenger RNA, 1935 nt
Organism: Balaenoptera ricei (Rice's whale)
Lineage: Eukaryota; Metazoa; Chordata; Mammalia; Artiodactyla; Balaenopteridae
Gene: NTN1
Product: netrin 1
Exons: 7
Coding region: 121-1935 (604 amino acids)
Molecular function (GO): protein binding
Source: RefSeq, a predicted model, not a curated record
CGGGCUCCCCGGCCGGGGCCGGGCAAACUUUUCUUUCUCUUUUGCCCUCUCCUGAGGCGCCUUCUGCGGCGGGCGGACCGACUCCUCGGCGCGGCGGGGCCGGGGCAGGCUGGACGCAGCAUGAUGCGCGCAAUGUGGGAGGCGCUGGCGGCGCUGGCGGCGGUGGCGUGCCUGGUGGGCGCGGUGCGCGGCGGGCCCGGGCUCAGCAUGUUCGCCGGCCAGGCGGCGCAGCCCGACCCCUGCUCGGACGAGAACGGCCACCCGCGCCGCUGCAUCCCGGACUUUGUCAACGCGGCCUUCGGCAAGGACGUGCGCGUGUCCAGCACCUGCGGCCGGCCCGCCGGGCGCUACUGCGUGGUGAGCGAGCGCGGCGAGGAGCGGCUGCGCUCCUGCCACCUCUGCAACGCGUCGGACCCCAAGAAGGCGCACCCGCCCGCCUUCCUCACCGAUCUGAACAACCCGCACAACCUGACGUGCUGGCAGUCCGAGAACUACCUGCAGUUCCCGCACAACGUCACGCUCACGCUGUCGCUCGGCAAGAAGUUCGAGGUGACCUAUGUGAGCCUGCAGUUCUGCUCGCCACGGCCCGAGUCCAUGGCCAUCUACAAGUCCAUGGACUACGGGCGCACGUGGGUGCCCUUCCAGUUCUACUCCACUCAGUGCCGCAAGAUGUACAACCGGCCGCACCGUGCGCCCAUCACCAAGCAGAACGAGCAGGAGGCCGUGUGCACCGACUCGCACACCGACAUGCGCCCGCUCUCGGGCGGCCUCAUCGCCUUCAGCACGCUGGACGGGCGGCCCUCGGCGCACGACUUCGACAACUCGCCCGUGCUGCAAGACUGGGUCACGGCCACCGACAUCCGCGUGGCCUUCAGCCGCCUGCACACGUUCGGCGACGAGAACGAGGACGACUCAGAGCUGGCGCGCGACUCGUACUUCUACGCCGUGUCCGACCUGCAGGUGGGCGGCCGCUGCAAGUGCAAUGGCCACGCGGCCCGCUGCGUGCGCGACCGCGACGACAGCUUGGUGUGCGACUGCAGGCACAACACGGCCGGCCCGGAGUGCGACCGCUGCAAGCCCUUCCACUACGACCGGCCCUGGCAGCGCGCCACAGCCCGCGAGGCCAACGAGUGCGUGGCCUGUAACUGCAACCUUCACGCCCGGCGCUGCCGCUUCAACAUGGAGCUUUACAAGCUGUCGGGGCGCAAGAGCGGAGGCGUCUGCCUCAACUGUCGCCACAACACGGCCGGCCGCCACUGCCACUACUGCAAGGAGGGCUACUACCGCGACCUGGGCAAGCCCAUCACCCACCGCAAGGCCUGCAAAGCCUGCGAUUGCCACCCUGUGGGCGCCGCUGGCAAAACCUGCAACCAGACCACGGGCCAGUGUCCCUGCAAGGAUGGUGUGACUGGCAUCACCUGCAACCGCUGUGCCAAGGGCUACCAGCAGAGCCGCUCCCCCAUCGCCCCCUGCAUAAAGAUCCCCGUGGCACCGCCGACCACUGCAGCCAGCAGCGUGGAGGAGCCCGAAGACUGUGAUUCGUACUGCAAGGCCUCCAAAGGGAAGCUGAAGAUUAACAUGAAAAAAUACUGCAAGAAGGACUAUGCCGUCCAGAUCCACAUCCUCAAGGCGGACAAGGCGGGGGACUGGUGGAAGUUUACGGUGAACAUCAUCUCCGUGUACAAGCAGGGCACCAGCCGCAUCCGCCGCGGUGACCAGAACCUGUGGAUCCGCUCGCGGGACAUCGCCUGCAAGUGCCCCAAAAUCAAGCCCCUCAAGAAGUACCUACUGCUGGGCAACGCGGAGGACUCGCCCGACCAGAGCGGCAUCGUGGCGGACAAGAGCAGCCUGGUGAUCCAGUGGCGGGACACGUGGGCGCGGCGGCUGCGCAAGUUCCAGCAGCGCGAGAAGAAGGGCAAGUGCAAGAAGGCCUAG